This is a messenger RNA of Penicillium verhagenii, 309 nucleotides long. RefSeq lists its product as uncharacterized. Bases 1 to 309 code for a protein of 102 amino acids. The transcript has 2 exons. Lineage: Eukaryota; Fungi; Ascomycota; Eurotiomycetes; Eurotiales; Aspergillaceae. The record is from RefSeq and is a predicted model, not a curated record.
AUGUCGUCGAUCAUCACUUCCAUCAAAGACCUCAUCAUGUCUAUGUUCGAGCUGGUAUUCUCGGUAUUCCAGACAGCUUUUGAUACGGUUUAUGGCCUCCUUCAUACCGUCGUCGAAUUCUUUAUUGGUAUUUUCCGGAUGGCAUUCCAUACAGCUGGAGACGCUUUGGAAAUGUUAGGAGGAAUUGGCAAAUUUAUCGCCAGCAAUAUCGUUAUCAUCGGGCUUCUUGCAGGUGGUGCAUACGGAUAUGUGCAGUAUCAACGUCGCCAAGGGCGGACUGUGAAAAUUGGAGACAAGAAGCUACAAUAG